Molecule: messenger RNA, 861 nt
Organism: Caenorhabditis sp. 36 PRJEB53466
Lineage: Eukaryota; Metazoa; Nematoda; Chromadorea; Rhabditida; Rhabditidae
Source: the annotation of a GenBank genome assembly
AUGGAACGAUUCCUGCUGUUUCUCUCGGUCCUGUUGGUCUCCGCCGCCGCUAAAAACUACAAAAACACCGAAUGGGCAUUCAAGCAGCAGCAUAUUGCAUUUUGGGAUCUCGAGAAGCCGAUUCAGGAGGAAAUCGGCCACUUGUUCGACGACGUGUCUGUUGAUUAUUGAAGAAUCGCUGGACGAUACUCUUUUUUGCAGAUUGUCUCGAUUAUCGGAGCGCGACGUCAGAGUUCCAUCAAAAAUUGCUGUGAAUCGGAUGGAAAACGUCGUUGAUAACACUUUCAUUGAGCCGUUUUUUGUCGGAAACUCGGUAAACAGACGAUGCUGUCGCUUUCCCUAUCAACUAAUCUAUUCAGGACAAAACCAGCGCGUUUUACUACGUGGCACCGCCUCUUGUCAAAUGGUGCUCCAGCUACAGCUCCCGUAGCACUUCUCAGAUGAUUGUGCACAAAAACCGCCGCAUCGCCAUCACUUUCGAUUGUAACAAGAAUGCAGGUACAUUUUUCACCCAUUUUCAACAAUUUAUGCCGAUUUUCAGUACUUCCGUCGCCGCGAACUAUCGUCAAAACGAUGAUUCUCGCCGUGUUCACCGCCGCAUUUGUCUUCGUUGUCAAAUCGAUCCCCUUUGAAUUGUAUCCUCAAAAAAAAGCAAAAUUUGAUAUAAAACCAUUCAUUUUCAGUAUGAUUCUGCAAGCCGCCGGAAAAUGCGACGAUCUACAAGACGACGAAAGCGACAACACGAGCGAGUCGUCGAGCGACAGCCUCAUCGACGACGCCAAUGACAUCGUCGAGCAGACCUCGUUUAUGGAACGGCUCGAGAAGUGGGACGGCUCCAAGAUGGACUCAAUUUACGACUAA